Lynx canadensis (Canada lynx) is the source of this 946-nucleotide messenger RNA. It is a transcript of the gene RNF148, whose product is annotated as ring finger protein 148. NCBI's taxonomy places the organism in Eukaryota, Metazoa, Chordata, Mammalia, Carnivora, Felidae. The transcript has a single exon. Bases 17 to 946 code for a protein of 309 amino acids. The record is from RefSeq and is a predicted model, not a curated record.
AGAGGCAAAUGGAGGAAUGAGCCUACUUAGAAUUACUCCUUCGACUCAUAGUUCUGUUUCAUCUCAACUAUUGAGGCUUAGCAUCUUUCUACUACUUAGCCUUUCUGGCUCAAAAGGAAAAGCCAUUUGGACAGCCCACCUGAAUAUAACAUUUCAGGUGGGAAAUCGGAUUAUAUCUGAAUUAGGAGAGAGUGGAGUGUUCGGAAAUCAUUCUCCUUUGGAAAGGGUGUCUGGUGUGGCGGUACUUCCUGAAGGAUGGAAUCAGAAUGCUUGUAAUCCUAUGACCAACUUCAGCAGACCUGAACAAGCAGACUCUUGGUUGGCCCUCAUUGAACGGGGAGGCUGUACUUUUACACAUAAAAUCAACGUGGCAGCAGAGAAGGGAGCAAAUGGGGUGAUCAUCUAUAACUAUCCAGGUACGGGUAACAAAGUAUUUCCCAUGUCUCACCAGGGAACGGAAAAUAUAGUUGCAGUAAUGAUAGGCAACUUGAAAGGCAUGGAACUUUUGCAUUUGAUUCAGAAAGGAGUCUACGUGACGAUCAUCAUUGAGGUGGGAAGAAUGCACAUGCCAUGGCUGAGCCAUUAUGUCAUGUCUCUCUUUACCUUCCUGGCUGCCACAGUUGCCUACCUUUUCUUGUACUGUGCUUGGAGACCUAGAGGGCCCAAUUCUUCCACCAGGAGGCGAAGACAGAUGAAAGCAGAUGUGAAGAAAGCUAUCGGUCAGCUUCAACUGCGAGUGCUCAAGGAGGGGGAUAAGGAACUAGAUCCAAACGAAGACAGUUGUGUUGUUUGCUUUGACAUCUACAAACCCCAAGAUGUAGUACGUAUUUUAACUUGCAAACAUUUUUUCCAUAAGACGUGCAUUGACCCCUGGCUUUUAGCACACAGGACGUGCCCCAUGUGCAAGUGUGACAUUCUGAAAACUUCAACCCAGACAAUCUUCUGA